This is a messenger RNA of Monosiga brevicollis MX1, 2387 nucleotides long. RefSeq lists its product as uncharacterized. NCBI's taxonomy places the organism in Eukaryota, Choanoflagellata, Craspedida, Salpingoecidae. Gene Ontology annotation, biological process: transmembrane transport. Bases 1 to 2304 code for a protein of 767 amino acids. Gene Ontology annotation, molecular function: transmembrane transporter activity. The transcript has 12 exons. The record is from RefSeq and is a predicted model, not a curated record.
AUGCAUCUCCAGCCCAAGGCUACCUCUUCUCUCCCUUCCCCAGCGGUUGCCGCUGGAAUGUGCCAACACCGACAACGAAAUCCCUCUCCUUCUAAAUCUCUCUCUCUAAAUCUCUCUCUCUCUGUCUCUGUCUCUCUCUCUCUCUGUCUCUGUCUCUCUCUCUCUCUCUGUCUCUGUCUCUGUCUCUGUCUCUCUCUGUCUCUGUCUCUCUCUGUCUCUCUCUCUCUGUCUCUGUCUCUGUGUCUCUCUCUCCCUCUCUCUGUCUCUCUCUCUGUCUCUCUCUCUGUCUCUCUCUCUCUCUCUCUCUCUCUCUCUCUCUCUCUCUCUCUCUUAUAUUUCACAAGGGAAAGUCAAAGCAGUGCCGCCCGCUUUGCUGCGCCGUCGGCAUGUUGGCUUCAUUUGCAGUCGCCGAUCAGCACGCGCGACGAGGCCUCCGAGGAUGCAGCUCUGCUCAGGCCCCAGCCCAGGUUGUGGCAACAGCGUGCUCUUAGCACAGGCGUGCGCCAUCUACAAGCCGCGCAGCCAACCACCGAAACCCCUGCCUCCGAAGAUGAGGCCAGCAAACCAGCAAAGAAGGGCUUUUUCCACUUCUUAUCUCGCGAUGCCAUUGUCGCACGGCCCGAUUACAACCGCUUCCUGAAUGUGCCGUUCAGCUUCCUCAUUCAACUGAGCGUCGGCUCAGUAUACGCCUGGAGUGUUUUCAACGCCCCUCUGACUCGCGAGAUUGGUGCUGUAACGGCUGCCGCCGAUGAUUGGACCCUUUCACAGGUCCUACCCAUCUUCUCCCUCUGUGCCAUGACCCUUGGUGCCACGACUGCGCUCCUGGGCCCUUGGGCGGAGCGUCAAGGUCCCCGUGCCGUGGCGGCAGCUGCCGCCCUGGCUUGGGGUGGUGGUCUUUUGAUCACGGGUGUUGGCACCGAAUUCCACUACCUCCCGGCACUCUACCUUGGCUACGGCCUGCUCGGUGGUGUUGGUUGGGGCCUUGGCUACAUUGCCCCCGUCUCCAAUCUGAUGAAGUGGUUUCCCGAUCGCCGCGGUCUAGCCACCGGCCUGGCGUUGACGGCCUUUGGCGGCGGUGCCAUGCUGGCCACGCCCAUAAACGAGUUCCUCUUCCAGCUCUAUUUUGAAACUCCCACGUUUCUCGGCAGUGCCGACACGGUGCAAAUGGUCACGGAACAGGGCCGCCGCUAUGCCGAAGUCGCGGGGGAACUCAAGGAAGUGGUCGUUGCCAGCAAGACUGACAUUGGUGCCCUUGGCUACGACAACCUGGAGCCGGGUGUUUAUGUGGCCGGCUCUGGCAACACGGGUGCCGCCAAGACCUUUCUCACUCUAGGCACCGGCUAUUUUACCGCCAUGACCUUGGGCGCAGCUGGGCAACGUGUGCCACCUGCUGGCUGGGUGCCCGCGGGUUGGGACCCAUCCCUUGCAGCCAAAAGCGACAUGAUCACCACUGCCAACGUCCACCACAACACGGCACUCAAGACUCCUCAAUUCUACCUCCUGUGGGCUGCUGUGGCUGGCAAUGCCAUCGCCGGUGUCACGGUCAUGAGCUGUGCCAAAACCAUCAUGUCUGAUGUCUUUGGCGCUGCCCUGCCGGGCAUUGUGACCGGCGGAUUCGCCGCUGGUUAUGUGGCUGCACUGAGCGGUGUUAACAUGUUGGGUCGCUUUGGUUGGGCUGCUGCCUCCGACUAUCUGGGUCGCAAGAACACGUACUUCCUCUUUGGCCUUAGCGUUCCCAUUCUAGCCGGCCUUCCCUCCCUGACCAACUACCUCAUUGAGCAUCCCAGCCCUGUACCUCUGUACAUGUUUUGUGGAGGCACGGCUCUGGUCGUGAGCUUCUACGCUGGCCUUUUCUCAGUGCUGCCUGCCUACCUGGCCGAUUUAUUUGGCCAGAAGCACGUCGGAGCCAUUCAUGGUCGUCAGCUCACCGCAUGGUCGGCCGCUGCUCUCGGAGGACCUCUUUUGCUGUCAACCAUGCGCAACAGCUCGUACACAUCUGCAGCACAGGACUUGGUGUCCAAAAUUGACCCCGCCGCCUUCGAGCGCAAAUUUGGCGCUGCCAUCGACCAAUGGAAACACCUGUUGGACACCAAAACCGUCACAAUUGCGCACCUGAUGGACAUUGCCCCGCCUGGAACCCUGGACCCGACUCCGGGGCUUUACAACACGACUCUGUACAGCAUGAGCGCUCUGCUGACGGCUGCCUUUAUUUGCAACAGUCUGCUUAAGCCCGUGGAUCCCAAGUACCACUUGCCUGAGGGCACAGAUGUCGCCGCCACUGCCCCUGUGCGUAGUGAGAAGUGACGGAUCUCUGCGCAUGAGUUGUGCACCAAUUUUUGUUCAUGUCUCAAAAAAAAGUAGUAAGCAAAAUCUAGCUACGAAAUGAC